AUGGCAUCGCAUACACACAUAUCAUAUUCAAACACAUUAUACACCAGUGCAUCCAGUUCUAAAAUAGAUAUCAAGGAACUGAAUAUAAUAGAAGAUUGGGAUGGUAGGCCAGCAAGUGACUGGUCGGUGUCUAAGAUUGGCUUAUUACAAUCAAAGAUCGAACAUUUCACAUACAGGAUAUAUCACAGGAACAGAUUUGGCAAACAUAAUCUGGCUAGAGUUAUACCAGCUUAUAUCUUGAAACAGUUUGCUAAUGAAUCAUUUGGGUUUAAUGGUUGGAAGAUGGAAAUUUUGACUGUUGAGGCUACCGAGUGUGUAAAAGUACCAGUUGCUCAAUCUUCUUUGCAUUUGAAUGAAAUGAUGGAUAAGCAUCUAGAUGAUCCUACGGAUCAUUACAUGAAUAGUGAGUUGUCUACUGCACUCAAAGAUCAAGAUUUUAAUUAUAUGGUUAUUGCAGAAGCUGAAGUAAAAAUUAUAUUAAAAGAUGGUACAAACACAAAACGAUCAGGUGUAGGAAAGGCAACAAUGCCAUCAAAAGGGAACUGUUUCAGUAGAGCCAAAAAAGAGGCUGUUAAUGAUGCAUUAAAAAAAUGUUUGCUUGGAUUCGAACAAAUAAUUCUGGAUUAUGAUACAAAAGUAGAAAAUAAUUAUUUUAUUGAUGGACUCUAUGUGUCCAAGAUUAAAGUUAAAUCAGAGGAAUGA
Messenger RNA from Arxiozyma heterogenica, 702 nucleotides. It is a transcript of the gene RAD59, whose product is annotated as Rad59p. Bases 1 to 702 code for a protein of 233 amino acids. Gene Ontology annotation, biological process: mitotic recombination; double-strand break repair via homologous recombination; double-strand break repair via single-strand annealing. The transcript has a single exon. Gene Ontology annotation, cellular component: nucleus. The record is from RefSeq and is a predicted model, not a curated record. Lineage: Eukaryota; Fungi; Ascomycota; Saccharomycetes; Saccharomycetales; Saccharomycetaceae.